Molecule: messenger RNA, 2414 nt
Organism: Diachasmimorpha longicaudata
Lineage: Eukaryota; Metazoa; Arthropoda; Insecta; Hymenoptera; Braconidae
Gene: Spindly
Product: protein Spindly
Exons: 3
Coding region: 411-2273 (620 amino acids)
Source: RefSeq, a predicted model, not a curated record
AAUUUGGCGGGUGCCUGGUGGUAAUGUUUUACCAACAGGCACGUUCACCAUCGUCGUUCAUGCGCCACCGCUACGAAAUUUUGCGUUUGAAGCCACUCUAGAAGCGUCAACAAUCUCCCCUAUAAUCUCUGGUCGUCGAGCUAUUGGCAGAAUCUGUUUCACCGACUGGAGAACGUAAACAAUCCAGCCCCAUUUGAAUUCCAAAUGAAAGCGUCUAGUUCGAUUCGAACAACCGUUACAGUCCUGUACAUUUCAAUCUCUUUCUUUUCGAAAUUUGUCGACAAUGAAAGUCUUCAAUGGAUAUUAAUUUUUUAAAAGUCAUUCUGCCUUUCUCAGAUAAAAAAUAAUUCCAGUUAGCAUCAAUAGUGAAGUUUAAAAUAAAGCUCGAAGGCACUAUAACCCCAAAAAAGAUGUCUAACUCAGCUAACGAGAGCAGUGAGGAUUUGUCCAAACUGGAAACAGAGUUGGGAACUGACUUCGAUGCUUGGAAGUCUCACAUGUCAAAACUAAUAAGAAUUAACGAGCAGUUUAGACAAGAAAAAUAUUCACUCCAAUGUAAACUCGAAGUCAGUGCCACAAUGCAACAGGAGAUGCGUGAGAUUCAGGAGGUUCUGGAGAAUACAGUUGAAGAACUCCAUAAAAUCAAUGACAAAAAGAUUCAGGAUCUCGAGGAGAAACACACCGAAGAAAAAAACGAUUUAUUCUCUCGUCUCUCGGAGAUAACCGAAGAAAAUAUUUCAAAAACUGAAAAAAUUGAGCUAUUACAGAUAAGAUUGCAGGAUCUGAAUAAAAAAUUGCAGUCGCUGAAGAAUGAGGCCCCAGUGGUAGUCGAGGACGACUCUGCCCUGAAGGAGGAACUGUCAGAGCUAGCCUCUGAACUUCUCCAGAGGGAUUAUGAAAUCCAACAGUUGCAGGGUUCCCUCCAAGAGGUCAAAAAUGACAAUUCAGAGCUCAGAGAAAUCUUGAGAGAAACAAGACAGGAGCUAUCUGAGAAAAAUCAGCAGUUGGAAAAUACUCGGGACGAGCUGAUGGCAUUGAAACUGGAGCUAGCUGAGGUUAAGGAGAAACCAGCGAGUGAAUCAUCCAAAGGUAAUUCUCUCUUCGCUGAAGUGGAAGAUCGCCGCAAGAAGAUGCUAAACCAGAUGUUAACAAUAAGACAAGGUUACAAUGAAGCAAAACGCGUGGUGAGCAUUAAAGAUGCAGAGAUUCGCUCGUUGAAGGCCGAUAAAUCGGCCCUGAUUCGUAAAUGGGAAGAUGACAAAAUAGACUCUCACUAUCGAGACACCAAGUUGAUGGACAAGUACAAGGAGAGGAUAUCAGAAUUGGAGCAGAAGUUAGAGAGCCAAAAAGAGAAGACCAACAAAAUGGAAAGCCAGAUGCGCACCACAGACCUCAACUUCAGUUUCUUCCAAUCGAUGCUGGACAUGAAGAAAAAAGAGAUCGAGGAACUGGAGCUGAAACUGGAGAAUGUUUCCAUCCAUGCAGUCCUAGAGGAGGAGAUGAAGCACAAGCUGAGUCGACAGCUGAGAUACUGGCGCUGCAAGGCCAUGUCCAGUGAUGCACAGUUGAUGGCCAUCAAGUGUCAUCUGGAAGCUAAUCCUGAGUCCGCUAGGACCGAGGUGAUGGAGAUUCUCCAGCCGACUGUUGACAAACAAUCAGACCUAGAGGAGACUCUUGAAAUGACUAAACUCCCCCCUGAAGUCGUCGAGGAAAGUCUAAUAACACUCGAGCAAUUGAUGAAUGUGCCAAGUUCAUCAGGAAAGAUGUCUUCUUCCAGCGAUAACUCCAUGUUCGAUAGCUCCAACGAAAUCUUUGGAGACACAAGUUUGGAUGGUUCUGUUGUCAACAGAGAAUCAGGGGCUCGAAGUGGAAGAGACGGAAGAAUUGCUUUCCAAGGAGAUGCCCCAGUGAUGUCGAGCCACGGGACUGAGGAAAAGUCGAAGAAAGAUGGCAAAAAGGAAAUAAAAGGAGUGGGAAUCUCUGGAGAAACUGAAUACAGAGUUCCCAACGUGGUAUUUAAGGAAGAACAAGUUGAUGAAUCGAAUAAAGAAAACAUGGUUGAUAAAAAUGAGAAUAAAAACGUUCCCAAAUUGAAAUCUGCAUUUGCUCAGGGUCAUUCAUCGGUAGGGGGCUCUGGGAAUGAGAUUAAGAAUGAGAAGAAGACGCUGAAAUUUACUGAUGAUACUGUGGAUCCACCCCCAAGAACCCUGAAAAGACAAGUCACCCCGAAGUAUCCGAUAGUUUUUGUGUCAAACAAACCAAAAAAGCCUUGAAGAUGCUUCUUGGAUCGUUAUUGAAUCUUUCCCCGUCUUGCAGACGUUAAACUUUCUUGAAUAGAGAUACUGUCUCGUUAAGGAUGAUUUUUUAAUUUUUGUAGAAUGUUUUAUAUAAUAUAAUAAAUAUUUGCAUGUUGA